Molecule: messenger RNA, 1618 nt
Organism: Styela clava
Lineage: Eukaryota; Metazoa; Chordata; Ascidiacea; Stolidobranchia; Styelidae
Product: solute carrier family 35 member F3-like
Source: RefSeq, a predicted model, not a curated record
CACACAGUUUAUGUAGUUCUAGUGAAAUAUGCAAUUUGACCAAUCAACUCGUAUAAAGUGUAAUAUACAAUACAUAUUAUGAAAAAGAAUGGAGAAAGUAGAUAUGUGGUUCAGCAAAAUUUAAAUGACGCUAUUCAAGUUCAACCAGAGAAUUAUUCUCCUAUUGUGAAUGAAUCACUCAUGGAAAAACCAUUUGAUAACCAAAAUUGCAGAGAAAAGAGAAAGAAGAUAUUAGUAGGUUGUAUAAUCGUAAUAUUAUUGGCGAUAUCCUGGGUCGGUGCUCAGCAAUUUGCUCAGAAUGCCAUUCAACUUGCAAGUUUCGAUGCACCAUAUUUUAUGACGUGGUUUGGAACUUCAUGGAUGACUUUAUGCUUUCCAAUUUAUUGUAUAUGUAUUGCACUGAAAUACAGAAAUCGUCAAAAGAUAAUUGAAGUAAUAAAAGAAUCAGAAAAAGUACUCGAAACAUCCAAAAUCACAACUAAACAAUUUUUUCUAAGAAUUGUUCCAAUGAAUAUAUUAUGGGUUGCAACAAAUUAUUUAUACAUGAUUGCUUUAAAGUUUAUUGCAGCAACUGAUGCUUCUGCUAUUUUUGCUUCAAAUGUUGCUUUUGUUUAUCUGUUGUCUCUGUGCAUACUCAAAGAGAAAUUGUAUGUGAUCAGGAUUUUGGCGUGCAUUUUCUGUAUUUCUGGUGUUGUGCUGUUCGGAUAUGCAGCAGGAUUUGCUGGAGGUUCAAAUUUAUUAAUUGGUGCCUUGAUGGCCAUUGCAACAGCUCUCGGAGCAGCUCUUUAUAAGGUCAUUUUCAAAGUUUGGGUUGGUGCUGCAACUCUGGGACAAGUCUCACUUUUUCUCACAUUUCUCGGAAUCAGUAAUAUUUUUCUUAUGUGGACAAUAUUUAUCACUUUAUAUUUCACCAAUGUUGAACAUUUCACGGGAGAUAACAUUCCUUGGAAUCCUUUGAUCGCAUCUUCGUUUUUAGGAUUAGUUUUCAACUAUGUUUUAAGUUUUGGAGUUGCCUAUACUUAUCCUCUCUUCAUAUCAAUUGCUUUGAUGCUUGGAGUUCCGCUAAAUGCAGUUGUAGAUGUUGCUGUUAGAGGAGUCACGUUUAAUGCCACACGUGUUCUUGCUGCUUCUCUGGUGUUACUUGGAUUUGCCAUCAUGCUGUUACCUGAUCAUUUCAACAAUCCAAUCCAUGAUGUGUUUUUGUGCAAGUUCCCAAGAAAAAGGAAUGUUAGCAAAAAUAAUAUACCAAAGAAUUCUGAUGAAGUUGAUUCACAGAAUAAACCCCUUAUUGACAAUGAUACUUGAUAUAUACGUAUAUAUGUUGAUAGCAGUUCUGAUCCUAAAAACAACUUAUGAUCAAGUAUGAUCGCUCAUCUGUCACAUUAAUCGGCGGAUGUUUCUUUUGGAAUCUCUUCAUUAGUACUUAAAUUCAAAGUGCAAUAUUCAUUCUACGUUCCAUUGAUUGAGAUUGAUCCAUUGAGAUCUUUACCAGUUUUAUGAAAAUUAUAUACAUGUUUAUAUUGAUGAACGAUUUUACAUUUUUAUAUAUUGCAAUCAGAGCCAUUCAUGCGCUAGUGUUUUUUCUUUAUAAAUCAUGUAUUAAAUGAAUGAAUUCAAA